GGCCAGAGGGGCAGAGCGCCGGGACAAGCUCCGGGGAGGGGGAGGAGGGUUCUCCGGCACGUUUUUCGACCUCGGCAAGAAGGCUGCCGGGCUGCAGCCGAGAUCCUGGGACUGGAGGUGCGAUUUCCGCGAGGAGCUCGGGCGGCCCCUUUGCAGACCCUGCAUUGCCCCGCGGAAGCGACCGGCCUUCGGGCUCGCCGCCCCCAAGAGCUUCGGCCAGCAAGGCGCCCCCUCGUGGGGGGUGGUUCUUGGCGCUCCGGAACCUCCUCGCGGGAGAGGCGUUCCGCCCGGACGCCUUUCCGGCGCGCACCGGGGGAGGGGGCGUCGCUGUGACGUCAUCGGGCGGCGGCGGCGGCUCCCUGGGGCGGCCAUGGAGGUGGUGGCGGCGAAGGUGCUGUGCCUGCUGGGGACGCUGGCGCUGAUGCUGGCGGGCGCCCUGCUGCCGGUGAAGGUGCUGGAGGCGGACCCCGAGCGGGCGCAGCGCUCCCGGCGGGCCCUCGGCCUCUGCAACGCCCUGGGCGGCGGCGUCUUCCUGGCCACCUGCUUCAACGCGCUGCUCCCGGCCGUCCGCCAGAAGCUCCAGGAGGUUUUGAAACUUGGGGACGUGGCCACCGACUACCCUCUGGCAGAGACCAUCAUGAUGCUGGGCUUCUUCCUGACAGUGUUUGUGGAGCAGCUGGUCUUGACCUUCCGGAGGGAGAAGCCGUCCUUCAUUGACCUGGAGACCUUCAAUGCCGGCUCAGACGUGGGCAGCGACUCCGAGUACGAGAGCCCCUUCAUCGAGCCUUCCUGGGGGGGGCACGGCCCCCGGGCCGACCGUGGCCGCCACAGCCACGGGCUGGCCAUCUACGAGCUCUCCCGUUCCAGCCCCCUGCGGCUCUUCAGCCUGGUCUUUGCCUUGUCUGCCCACUCCAUUUUUGAAGGCCUGGCCCUGGGCCUGCAGGAGGAGGGCGACAGGGUCAUGAGCCUCUUCCUGGGGGUGGCCAUCCACGAGACUCUCGUGGCCGUGGCCCUGGGGAUCAACAUGGCCAAAACAGGGCUGAAGAUCAAGGAGGCGUCCAAGCUGGCCGCUGCCGUCAGCCUGAUGAUCCCCCUGGGCAUCGGCAUCGGCAUGGGCAUCGAGAGCGCCCAGAACAUGGCCAGCAGCGUGGCCUCGGUCAUCCUGCAAGGAAUCGCCGGGGGCACCUUCCUCUUCGUCACCUUCUUUGAGAUCCUGGCCAAGGAGCUGGAGGACAAGAACGACCGGCUGCUGAAAGUCCUCUUCCUGGUCCUGGGUUACGCGGCCUUGGCGGGCCUGGUCUUCCUCAAGUGGUGAGGGGCCUCCAUGUGGCACCCCAGGAAUGGGCCAAACCCCCCCCCCCCUGCGUGUGCCCGGAGGAGGAGAGCCAGGCGGUGGGGAGGGCGAGGGGGGGUCACCAAGAGGCACAUUGUCCCGAGUGCUGGACUCUUCCCUGGCCAUUUCCUCACAUCCAUUGGGGGGGGAGUAGAGCUGGGAAGUGUCCUCUUCAGCUGAGGUUUUUGGCCAAGACCUCGAAGACAGCCUGGCACGGCGCUUGAUGGAGCCACUUUGCCCUCUGGCAGGCACAAGGGGCGGAUUGGGGGGAGGCUCUGCCCUCUUACUGAAGGGAAACAUUUGUCUUCGCCAGGGGCUGCCGGUUCAUUUCCUGAAAGCUGGUCUCCUCCUCCUCCUCCUGCCAGGAGCUUAUUUGGCACCUGGGGUUGCCAAGGCUUCAUCUGGUCUUUUGUUUGGACCAGCCUUGCAAUUAGGAAAGGGCUGAGCUGCCCACAAGGCCCGGUGUCAUCCCUGACUUGCAGAGGUCCGUCCUGCCCUUCAGAGCCGCCAGGUUUCUGCCCUUGCUCUGGGGUGGCCCGGGGGCCAGUUGUCCACUUCAGGAUACUUUUUUUUAAUGCAACUUGAAGCUCCUUGUUUGGCUUUGUGCGUGAGAAUGAGAGCGUCUCCCGCGUUGGGCCAGAUUUGAGCCACACGGUUGAGGAGCAAAGAUUUCCAGGCGCAUCUGGGCCUCUUUGGGCUCCUCGGAAUGGGGCAGGAGGGCUGAAAUACUUGCCAGCUCGCCCUCCCCAUGCCCGUCUGCAGCAGAGGCCACGGGAACUGCCUGCCUGGAUGGGUCCGUCUCCUUUGCGGACCAGCGGGUCCCCUCUGGCGCCCUCAGGGUGGCCGCCUCUGCUGGCAGAGUGUUGGCCCUCUGGCCGGUCUGUCUGGUUAGCUUCUUCCUCCCAGGUGCUCGAUCAGGGCAGGGCGAGGCCUGUGCCUGGCCUCCCUCUGCUGCUUCCGCAGUGGAGAGACUGCCAAUGCCUGCCGGGGCUCUAGCUCAGGGACCACCCCAGCUACCGUCACCCCAAGGACGGGCCUUCCUCCCCUUGGGCUCCGGAGAAUGCGCCCAUCCUCCUCCUCCUUGCAGCCUCAGGCAAAGCAGAGCUGGACCCUCUGCGCACCAGACAGAGGCUGUUGGGGCCAGGAAGUUGCAUGAGGGGGGGCGGGAAGGCACGACCGAGGACCACCCACCACACUCCUGAUCGUUUGGCUGAGGGGAUGCAGUUAGGGGAGAGGCGCCUCCCCCUUUCCCCCCUCAGCUGCAGCUGGUACCCAAAAUUGCACCCCUGGCUGGCUGGGGUACGAGUGGGCACCUUCCUCCCCAAUUGUGGCAUCAGCCUGGCUGCUGGCAAGGCUUCCUGAGGCCCUCAAAGCUGGGGGGGGGGGGGAGAAGGGGUCUGCUUGUGGGUUUGUGUGUGCGUGGGCAUUAUUUAUUGCAUUCCUGCUCUGGGAAAGGAUCACACCCGUCUGGUUGGGUUGUUGUGUUGCACUUACGAUAAUCUCCGUUGUGCUAAAAUAGUCAGUCUCUACAGGCUGAAAUAAACCUCCUUUACUGCC
Messenger RNA from Thamnophis elegans (Western terrestrial garter snake), 2890 nucleotides. It is a transcript of the gene SLC39A3, whose product is annotated as solute carrier family 39 member 3. The record is from RefSeq and is a predicted model, not a curated record. The transcript is spliced from 2 exons. Gene Ontology annotation, cellular component: plasma membrane. Gene Ontology annotation, biological process: zinc ion transmembrane transport. Lineage: Eukaryota; Metazoa; Chordata; Lepidosauria; Squamata; Natricidae. Gene Ontology annotation, molecular function: zinc ion transmembrane transporter activity. The coding region runs from base 371 to 1315 and encodes 314 amino acids.